AUGGACGCCAACACAAUGGUCUGCGCCGUGUGUCAAAGCUCCAUCUCGUCCAUGGACUUUGCCAACGACAACAUGGGGAAGGAAGCACCCCACCACCCAAGCUUAGAGAGCCUGAGAAGAUCCAUGGAAGCCGGAUGCCACAUUUGCACCACGUUUUGGGCUUUGCACUCGGCCAAGCUGAGGAAACCAUCCGACGAUGCUGAUAUCGAGUGGGAUUCAGAAUUCCAGUCCAAAGAGCUCUCCCGCCGUACAGAUUCUGAAAGCACCCUCUCAAUCGCGAAACAAUGGAUAGAUCGAUGCUUUAAGGAGCACAAGAGAUGCAACCACCCAUUACAACAAGAUGCAGCGCGCUUCCCAACUCGGCUCCUAGACUGUGGGCAUCCCGACGACUCAGCAGCACGUGUGCGCUUGGUUAUAUCCACUGAACAAACCGUUCAAGGGCCAUUCAUGACCCUCAGCCAUUGCUGGGGCUCUGCAGAUUGUCUUGUUCUCACUACCGACAAUAUCGACGCAUUCCGACGAGAAAUACCCGCAGAGCAGCUUCCCCAGCUCUACCGAGAUGCCAUAUCCACCACCAGACGACUAGGGGUCAGAUACUUGUGGAUUGACUCCCUGUGCAUCAUCCAAAGAGGAGACGACAAAGCGGAUUGGCUGGUCGAGUCGACGCUCAUGGACCAGGUCUAUUCCAACUCGUACUGCAACAUCGCCGCCGUCGACGCUCCCGACGCAAACAAUUCACUCUUCACUACUCGCAACACCAAAGCCUUCACCCCACAAAUCGUCCAGGGAACUUAUGACGGUUCUGUAGGGGAAUACAAAGUCUCUGCAUUUCAAGGAUUCAUGCAACACCUAAAUGAUUCGGCAAUCAACAGCAGAGGCUGGGUCUUCCAAGAACGAACUCUGUCCUCUCGGGUGCUGUACUUUGGGCAAUGGCAGGUUGCAUGGGAAUGCUGCAGCAGACAAACCACAGAGGGGUUUGAGAGUUUCGACAAUCACGAAGCCUACAGCAACGUGGUAACUUUCCAUCUAAUGGAGCCCCACAACGCCGGGUACCGCUUGAGCUGGUGGAAUUUUGUCGACAAGUACUCAACGUGCGCCCUGACAUUCCCUCAAGACAAGCUCCUGGCCAUGUCUGCCAUUGCGAAACGAAUCAGGGCAUUCACCGGCGACGAGUAUGUUGCAGGUCUGUGGCGGAGCACACUGGAGCAAGACUUGAUGUGGAGAACAGUGAGAGAGAGCAAGGCGCCAGAGACGUUCACAUCGUCCGCGAAGAGGGAAGAAGACGGUGCCCGUUCUAGCUACAUAGCGCCUUCGUGGUCUUGGGCAGGUCCCGGAAAAGGUACUUCGCGUGUCGUUCGUCAUCGGUACAUAGACUUGGAUUCGACGGAGGCAUUGUGCAAAGUGCAUGAUUUCCACCUCGACUAUGUCACGAGCGACACGACGGGCCUGCUCAAGAGCGGCUAUUUGCGACUUUGGGGGCAGCUCAGACGAGUCGAAUUGCUGCGGGAGGGGCCCUUUUCGGAAGACAACUGGAUGAAGGUAUAUAAGUGGAAGAUAUAUAUCGGCGGCGAGCUCAUCGAAACCAUGUCCCCGAUCAAAGUUCAUCUGGACUCACCCACAACGACCGCAUUCGACAGCCAGGACACUGCUACGACACGAUAUCAUCUUCCUACGUUCAAGAGUACCUCACCUUGGACGCUUUGGAUGCUACUAUUAGAGGUGCAUGACUCCCAAAAAGGGGUGUAUCGUCGCAUUGGAACCAUGUAA
Molecule: messenger RNA, 1767 nt
Organism: Colletotrichum aenigma
Lineage: Eukaryota; Fungi; Ascomycota; Sordariomycetes; Glomerellales; Glomerellaceae
Exons: 2
Coding region: 1-1767 (588 amino acids)
Source: RefSeq, a predicted model, not a curated record